AUGUUGGGCCUGUUGGCAGCGCUGACGCCCGUGGCGCUGUGCUACGGACUGAAGGGCGACAACGGCACCCUCUGGGACAAGCUGUGGCUGGAACGCGGGGCGACGCGCGCUGCUCACCACGGCGCUGGGGUGCACCGACCACCAGGCCUCGCUCGAGAAAGCUUGGCCCGGGCGAGGCUGUACCCCACUGGAGGGAGAUAG
Molecule: messenger RNA, 201 nt
Organism: Gryllus bimaculatus (two-spotted cricket)
Lineage: Eukaryota; Metazoa; Arthropoda; Insecta; Orthoptera; Gryllidae
Source: the annotation of a GenBank genome assembly